AUGUCCGGCGUCCAGGAGCAGUUCGAGAUCAAGUUCCGGCUGCCGGACGGCACCGACAUCGGGCCCAGGCGCUUCCCGCCGGCGUCCACCGUCGCCACGCUCAAGGAGACCAUCAUCGCCCAGUGGCCCAAAGAUAAGGAGAAAGGUCCUAGGACUGUGAAUGAUCUUAAGCUUAUUAAUGCUGGGAAGAUACUGGAGAACAACAAAACCCUAUCAGAAUGCAAAAGCCCAAUUUGCGACUUCUCUGGGAUGACAACGAUGCAUGUCGUCGUCCGUGCACCGACUUCAAGCAAACAGUCUGAUAAAAGAGCAGCAAAGAAAGCGAAAGAUUUCAGAAUGCAGCCCUCUUUGUCAUCCUCUUCUGAGCCAUCCAAGCUGCUGUUACAAAGCUCUGAUGAUACUCAGCCCCACCAUAAUCCUACUGAAGUGCCUGCUAGAACUUCACAGAUCACCAAGGUCUAUUAUAGAAUAAGAUUCAAGAUCAGGAAAAGAAUCCUUGGUAACCAAACUACUGAAGGAGCAAGCCAAGAAAUCAUUGGUAGUAUUUUUGUGCAUGAUCAGAAUGCCUCUGCUGCUGGAAAUCAGAUUGAGGGCUUGGGAGAAGAAAACCUUGCUGCAACAAUAAAGAGAAAGCGCAGUACUACAACUCCUUUCACCACCAUGAAGCUUGGAAGGAGCCCAAGAUUUGCUGGAAAGCUUGAUGGACAUAAACCUGCCAGUGUCCUCCCUAAGAAAACUGUCACCAAAGGCAAGAGCAAGAGUAAAAAGGUCAAGCCACAGUCUCAACUCUUGGGAGACAUUCUCCUCUCUCCCACUUGUCAAGCUACCGAAUUUCCUGGGCAUUCAUCUAUAGCUAAAUUUGCUGAAAUGGGAUCCAUUUUCCCCCUAAUACCCAUUGUUGAAAUACAGAAACUGGCCAUUGACUCCUGCUGCAUUUCUCCUUCGGAGGUGACAGUAGAACUACUUCUAGCUCCCAGGAUUGAGAAGGAGGCUGAAGUAGCUCUGGCGCCGGAAACUUUUGUGUCCUAA
This is a messenger RNA of Miscanthus lutarioriparius, 1029 nucleotides long. The record is from the annotation of a GenBank genome assembly. Lineage: Eukaryota; Viridiplantae; Streptophyta; Magnoliopsida; Poales; Poaceae.